Molecule: messenger RNA, 2630 nt
Organism: Malaya genurostris
Lineage: Eukaryota; Metazoa; Arthropoda; Insecta; Diptera; Culicidae
Product: differentially expressed in FDCP 8 homolog
Exons: 7
Coding region: 917-2467 (516 amino acids)
Source: RefSeq, a predicted model, not a curated record
ACAUGGCACAAGUCAUCAGUGAUUCUCGUCCGUUCAGAGACAUGGAUAUACCAUCAGAACGACCUGAGUGCAGAAUUCGUUUUCUCGAAUAUUGCAAAAUAUCAGUGCGGUUGAAAUCGUUCAAAACCGCUGAUUGGCUGAAUUCUUGCAGGCGUCAAUUGGCCAGGGCAGGAUUUUUUGCCGUUUCCGGUCGUAAAUCUACCGUUCAGUGCUUCUCCUGCGGUCUGAGACUAGCCGGCUGGAAAUCCAGCGACGAUGCAUGGAAAGAUCACGCUAAAUUCAUUAUUGGGGGAUGCGAUUAUUUAGAAGCAAUGAAAGGAAUAAAAUUUGUCGAAAGUAAAGGAUUGGAUUCUUCUGCCUUCGAAAGUCAGUCAUGUUUUCGUACGGACGACAACAACGAAUGGAUACCAUGUAACAUGACUAAUACGUGUGUUAUCUGCAAUUGGGAACAGUAUUUGACAUCAACAGAUUGAAAAGUGACUGUAUGCUAUUUCACUGGACUGAGUCAAUCGAGGAAAAUGAAAAUGUUUCAAAUUGUAGAAAGACACUCACAUUGUUCUUUUACUGUCAUUUUCAUCGAAUACACACCUUUCUUGCGAUAUUGCAUGUCACAUGUCUAGGGUCGAUGGAAAAUAAUGAAUUCAGUGUGCAUAUUUUCCUGCCCUCAUUUGAUUUCCCACUGGGAGAUUCCCGUUCUCAUUUUCUUCCAAGAGAGGAGCGGAGCGCCAUGAAAAUCCAUGUGCUCGACGGCUGAGAAUCGUGAUUUUUUCGUUGUGUACCAAACAAAGAUGUGAAAACGUAAAUGAUAAGGGAGGAGCCUGUGUUUGAACAUACAUCCUAUCUGCCAGUGUAGGAAACUGUUUCGUUUGGCACGACUGUAAUUGAUAGAAUCUCUGAAUGUGUUCUAAAAACAACCAUGCAAACCGUGAAAAACUUGAAAGACGGCCUCUUGAACUUGCCAAGUGAAGUCCACAGUUUCCUCGGAAGGAAUGAUGGACAGAAGACUAAUUUGUCUCCUACAGUGAAUACUGAUAGUGGUGAUAAAAACAACAACAUGGAUGUAAGUGAUGCACCGGUGAUCAUUGAUGAUAAUGUUGGUACAGCCAAUUGUCAUGACAUAGCUGAUAGUGAUUCAGAAGAUGACAUAGUAGCAAACGAAGCUACGGUGGGAACCGUUUCAUCAAAUUCGCUAACAUUGCUCGGGAAUGACAUACUCACAUCCGGAUCUCAUGCGAUUCCGUACGUUCUAAUCAAGGAAAAAUGGCAACUAGUACUGGAACAGGACGCAACCAUUCCCGAAAUACAGUCAGCUAUCGAAAAAUGUAAAGACAUGGUAUUACGGUGCGUUGACGAUGCAGAAGCGCGAAAAUGGUUUGUUCGCCACCUAAUUGAACUGAGACAUCGUCUAAGAGAAUUGCAGGACGUGGACAACGAUCCCGAUGCCGUUCCGUCGGCCAUGAAAGUAAUUCUCGGUCAUCAUUUCCAAGCGCAAAAUCAUUCCAAAUGUAAAGUAUACUGCGAUCACUGUUCGGGAAUCAUUUGGAGUGUGGUACAAGCGUCUUAUAUUUGUACCGACUGCUCGUAUGCGGUUCAUCACAAAUGCAUACGUAAUGUGAUAAGGGUCUGCGCUCACGUAGUCACAGCCGAGCGAAAUUUACCGAUUGAAUGCAUCUGUCCGGAAAUCGGACUUGCCUUCCAGAGGUACACGUGCGCUGAAUGUGGAGCACAACUAAGUUGUAAUUCAUCAACAGCAAUAAAUUGUUUCGGUGUAGAGCUAAAAGCAGAAAAGCUCAACUCUCCUCAACCACGACUGUGCGAUUACUCCGGUUUUUAUUAUUGCUCGAACUGCCACUGGAACGACAUCAGCGUUAUCCCCGCUCGAGUGACGAAUAACUGGGACUUUGUGCCGCGCAAGGUUUGCCGAGCCUCACUGCAGCAGAUUCGUCUGAUAUGUGAGCGAGCCAUAAUCAAUCUGGAGCAGAAUAACCCACGGCUGUUUGCCUUGGUGCCCAAAUUGAUGCAGGUUAAAAAAAUCCGCCAGAAGCUUCUUCAUAUGAAGCGGUACUUGACGGUUUGUCGGAUUGCUGAAGAGUUAAAGCUUAUCAGAACUACAAUUGGCGCGCGAAGACAUCUGAUGCAAACAGUCGAUAUAUACAGUGUGACGGAUUUGGUUGAGGUAGAUAAUGGACACUUGUUGGAUUUUUUGUGCAAAGUAUAUUGUAAAUUUGAAGGGCACAUUCGAAAUUGUUUGAUCUGCUCAGGUAAAGCCUACAUCUGCGAAAAUUGUAACUCUGAUGAAAUUCUGUUCCCGUUUGAUGACCAUGUCGUUUCAUGUGCUAAAUGCUUUUCAGUUAAUCAUCAAACCUGUCAGUUACGGAACAACAUGAAAUGUCAAAAAUGCGUGCGCUUACGUCUUCGCGAACAGCAGAUGCGAAAUGAGUUUUUGGAUGCCGCUAAUGGAAAUUAGGCCUGCAUGUAAUCAUUCAUUUUUUUUAUCAUUUUACGCCGGUGCAUACAUUUUUAAAAGGCCGAUUUGUACUAACUGUUUGAACACACUAUUGCGGUGAAAGCUUUUUCGAUAUUUCGACACGAUAACAACAAAAAUAUAUCUAGUUAGUAUCAAACGCUUA